AUGGAAGACUUGAAGCAUAACAGCGCCUCGUCCGAGCAUGUUGAAUCUUAUGAACUAUCAAACUCGAAGAAUCCCAACCAAGAUCAAGAUGCAGACUUACAAGCAUAUGCUACCGACUUUGCUCAGCGAGACCCUGAAUGGCAUUCGUAUAAGACCAAGCAUCUUCUGAAGAAGAUCGAUCUUCAUUUAUUGCCAUGGAUAGUUUUGAUGUAUCUCACGAACUUCCUCGACCGCACGGCCUUGGCUCAAGCCCGUCUUGGAACUCUCGUGCAAGAUCUUGGCCUCAAAGGAACAUAA
Messenger RNA from Mollisia scopiformis, 297 nucleotides. RefSeq lists its product as uncharacterized. NCBI's taxonomy places the organism in Eukaryota, Fungi, Ascomycota, Leotiomycetes, Helotiales, Mollisiaceae. Gene Ontology annotation, cellular component: membrane. Gene Ontology annotation, molecular function: transmembrane transporter activity. The transcript has 2 exons. The record is from RefSeq and is a predicted model, not a curated record. Bases 1 to 297 code for a protein of 98 amino acids.